AUGCAAACCGGAAACACAAUAUUCGUUGGACUGGGUGCCUCCAACCAGAAUCCCCGACCAUACGGCUGGGCCCGGUCCCUGACCUCAAUCGGAUGCUUCAUCAUAGGGUCGUUUUUCUUCGCGCGUCUCAACCGCCUCCUAGGCCCCAAGAAACGUGGCACCUUAAUCCUCUCCUUUCUCCUCCAGGUCAUCAUGCUGAUUCUCACCGCUGCGCUGGUCACGGGCGGCGCGAUCGCGGGCAUCCCAGAGAACCCGUACUCAACCAGCGAGGCGGAGACGGAGUGGACGCAAGAAGUGCCCAUCGUGCUUCUGAGUAUCCAGUCGGCCGGACAGAUCGUGGCGAGUCGCGCGUUAGGGUUCAAUGAGAUCCCGACGGUCGUGAUCACCAGUCUGAUAUGUGAUAUGAUGUCUGAUCCGAAGUUGUUUCUGUUGAGGAACGAGAAGAGGGAUCGGAGGCUACUCGCGUUUGUCUUGACCCUGGUGGGUGCUAUUGCCGGGGGUUGGAUCACGAAAGGGACCGGGGACAUCUAUGCGGCGUUGUGGAUUGCUGCGGGUAUAAAGUUGGGGAUUGCUGGAGCUUGGGUGUUUUGGGGGGAUGAGGUAGUUUCGUCUUGA
Messenger RNA from Aspergillus affinis, 615 nucleotides. RefSeq names its product YoaK family protein. The record is from RefSeq and is a predicted model, not a curated record. The transcript is spliced from 2 exons. The coding region runs from base 1 to 615 and encodes 204 amino acids. Lineage: Eukaryota; Fungi; Ascomycota; Eurotiomycetes; Eurotiales; Aspergillaceae.